Messenger RNA from Anoplophora glabripennis (Asian longhorned beetle), 1773 nucleotides. Its product is annotated as triokinase/FMN cyclase-like. Gene Ontology annotation, molecular function: glycerone kinase activity. Gene Ontology annotation, cellular component: cytosol. The record is from RefSeq and is a predicted model, not a curated record. The transcript is spliced from 5 exons. Gene Ontology annotation, biological process: glycerol catabolic process. The coding region runs from base 29 to 1726 and encodes 565 amino acids. NCBI's taxonomy places the organism in Eukaryota, Metazoa, Arthropoda, Insecta, Coleoptera, Cerambycidae.
UUGAUUUUAAUUUUUAGGUUACUAAAAUAUGGACUGUGAAAUUAUAGACAAAAAAGAUUGUUCAUACGCCAUAUCAAAUAGUUUAAUUGGUUUAACAUGUGCGAAUCAAGAAAUAACUUUAUUUGAUUUUGGAAAUGUACUAGUUCAAAAAGAUUAUUUAAAAAAUGACUUUGUCAAAAUUAUAUCAGGUGGCUCUAACUUUUUCGGAGAAUAUGUUGGAAAAGCUAUGUUAACAGCUACUAUACAGGGUGAAGGAUUUAUGGCACCUCCUUCUAAAGUGAUUUUACGUACAAUUAGAGAGUUAAGUUUGAACAAUGCAAAUGGUGUAUUAAUAAUAGUCCCAGCAAAUACUGGUGACUUAUUAAAUUUUGGCUUAGCUGCGGAGAGAGCGUUAAAUGACAAUAUAUCUGUAAAAUUAUUAGCAGUCAGUGACAAUUUUGAUAAAAGAUUACCAAAAGUAUGCAGAAGUGGAUUGAGUGGUGUUAUCUUAGUAUAUAAAAUAGCGGGAAGCCUUUCUGUAAAGGAAAAAUCUUUAAAUGACAUAUUUUAUUUUUGUGAACAAGUUGUUAAAAAUAUCAUAAGCUUUGAGAUUAUUUCAUUGGAUUUUGAGAAAAGUAAAUCGAGUACAAAUAUUUGGAUUACAGAACAAAAUACGAAAAAAGUAACUGAUAUACGUAGAGAUAUUUGCCAAAAGAUUGUAGAUGACAUAUAUUCUGAAAAUAUUGAAUCUGAGCAAGACGAAGAAAAAUUUUGCAUAAAACCUCAAGAAAAAAUUAUUGUUUUAUUGAAUAACUGUGGGGGUUUUGGUAAAACAGAGGAAUAUAUUUUUUUGAAAGAGUUGCUUAAUAUUCUUCAGCCUUUAGAAAUUACUGUAGUACGAUUUUACUGUGGGAAUUUUAUGAAAUGCACUCAAAAAAUGAAAUUGUCAGUGACGAUAUUAAAAGUUUUCAAUCAGGACGUUUUAACUUCUCUUGAUGAGCCAUGCUCUGUUGCAGGAUGGAAAAAUGUAUACCAAUAUUCUUUUUUAACUUUGGAAUCCCCGUUUAGUGGAAAUUUAAAAAGAAAAGAUAGAUUAACCCCUCCUGUCCGAGGACCCAAAUUACCUGAUCGAGUUGCAAAUGUACUGCUAUUAAGUACCCAGUUUGCCUGUGAUGCUUUAAUAUCUUGUGAGCGACAAUUGAAUAUUGUCGACUCCGAAAUAUGUGACGGUGAUGCUGGAACAAGAUUGAAAAAUACCGCUAAAGUUUUAUUGAAGCGGAUAAGAGACGAUAAACUUAUCACAAAUUAUCCUUUCACUUUUUUUGAAUCCCUGAGUAAAAUACUGGAAGCUACCGUUGGAGGCACUGCUGGUUGUAUUUAUAGUAUAUUAUUCGAAGCAGCUGGUAAUUGUUUUGGAGGUUUUUGUGAAAAUGAUGAAGUUACUCCCUUCAUGUGGCUGAAGGCACUAGAAGUAGCAACUAGGGCUCUAAAAAGAUAUGGUAACAUAGAAUUUGGUGACGGAACAAUGUAUGAUCCGAUUUUUAUUUGUGCUGCAACAGUUCGAGAAGAAUUAGAAGCUGGUCAAAAUUACAUUGAUGCUUUUGGUAAGGGUGUGAUAGCAGCUGAAGAAAUUGCACAGAAGACAAAAAAAUUUAAACAGAAAUAUCCCGAUUCUGGUGCUCACGCAGUAGGAAUCUGGAUGAGAGCCGCAUAUGAAGGCGUGAAAUUAAGAUGUCCUAUAGAAUAACACUCUGUAAAAAAAUGAAAUCUUCUUGUACAUAUGUAAAUAAUAAA